Eimeria necatrix is the source of this 954-nucleotide messenger RNA. RefSeq lists its product as hypothetical. Lineage: Eukaryota; Apicomplexa; Conoidasida; Eucoccidiorida; Eimeriidae. The record is from RefSeq and is a predicted model, not a curated record. The coding region runs from base 1 to 954 and encodes 317 amino acids. The transcript is spliced from 2 exons. Gene Ontology annotation, molecular function: ice binding.
AUGACCUGGACGUCCCCCGAAGGCGUGGUGAGCGGUACGUACACCCCAACGCAGUCGUCGGCGCACCAGCCGAUUUGUUUUAUUUUUCGGUUUUUGUCCAUCGCAGCAGCAGCAGCAACAGCAACAGCUUCCGGGCUCACGCUCAGCACCUGCAAGCAGCUGCAGCAGCAGCAGCAGCAGCAGCAGCAGCAGCAGCGGCAGCAGCAGCGCCGGGAGUGGGAGGGCUGCGCGCAGCGAGCGGCGGCGAGCCGCUCGGCGAACUCGCGAUGCAGCAGCAGCAGCAGCAGCAGCAACGGGGGACAGAACAGCAGCAGCACAGCAGCAGCAGCAGCAGCAGCAGCAAAGCAGCAGCAGCAGCAGCAGCAGAAGCAGCAGCAGCAUUACCCUGAGAAGCAGCAGCAGCAGCAGCAGCAGCAUGGCGGCAGGAGCCGCAGCAGCAGCAGCAGCAGCACAACAUGCAGGCCCACAGUAGGUGCAACUCAAGAAGCAGCAGCCGCAGCAGCAGCCACAGCAGCCGCAGCAGCAGCAGCCGCAGCAGCAGCAGCAGCAGCAGCAGCAGCGCCCAGCGCCACCGCGACAGCGAGAGCCACCGCAGCAGCAGCCACAGCUACAGCCUCAACCACAGCAGCAGUAGCAGCAGCAGCUGCUGCAGCAGCAAGAGCCACAGCCGCAGCAGCAGCCGCCGCAGCAGCAGGCACAGCCACAGCCACAACCAAAGCAGCAGAAGCAGCAGCAGCUGCUGCAGCAGCAACUGCUGCAGCAGCAAGAACCACAGCCACAGCACGACCAGCAACACAGCCACACCCACAGCAGCAACAACAGCAGCAGCCACAGCAGCAGCCACAGCAACAACAGCAGCAGCCACAGCAGCAGCAGCCGCAGCAGCAGCAGCAGCAGCAGCCACAGCAGCAGCAGCAGCAGCAGCAGCAGCAGCAGCAGCAGCAGCAGACUUGA